This is a messenger RNA of Coffea arabica (coffee), 567 nucleotides long. Lineage: Eukaryota; Viridiplantae; Streptophyta; Magnoliopsida; Gentianales; Rubiaceae. The record is from RefSeq and is a predicted model, not a curated record.
AUGUCUAAGCUAAGCUUUGCUACUGUUCUCUUUGUCAUUGCCUUCAUGCUUCCUGCAUUUAUUACUAUUGGCAAGGGCACUCCUGCACCUUCAGUUUCAUUUACAGCCUCAAAUCAACUCAAGUAUUGGUCUCUGAAUGUUAAAAACAACAUGCCUCCAGCUAUCUUGUCUAAAUUAUCUCCCCUCAAUGAAGAUGAUAGUACUAAAAAGCUGGUUGCACUUACUUCCAAAAGCACAAAGGGCUCUGGUGAAAUGCUUACGAUUGGAAAUAUUAAACAGCUUAAUGCAAAAAGGGUUGUGUCAUGUCACGAGGUAUAUCUUCCUUUUGCGACUUAUUUUUGCCACAUGGUCUCCUCAACUCAACUCUAUGCAGUUGAUGUUGUUAAGCCUGAAACAAAAGUACCAGUUAAUACAGUUCUUGCGAUAUGCCAUAUGGACACUUCAUCAUGGCCAACAAAUCAUCCGGCAUUUGAGAUACUUAAAGCCACCCCUGGCAAAGGCGAAGCAUGCCAUUGGAUAACAAAAACGGGUCUUCUUUGGGUUGGUACUGGAGAGAGGCUAGUGUAG